AAUCGUUCUUUGAAAAUGGUGUCUAAAAGUGUUAUUCUCAUAGCGUUUGCUUUGAUUUCGUGUGCUCUUGUCGAGGCGCAACCAUCAGCAUCUAGGGUUGUUGGUGGUAAGGAUGCAGAAAUCGGACAAUUCCCAUAUCAGGUGGUUCUCUACAAAGAUGGUUCAUUCACAUGUGGUGGCUCUAUUAUAAGCUCUCGAUACGUUUUGACAGCUGCUCAUUGUGUUGUUAUUGGAGAUGGAAUUGAAACUCUUCCGGGAAGAUAUUUCACUGUUCGUGUGGGUAGUAUCAACCGUAUGGCUGGUGGUAAAAUAGUGGGAGUCAAAAAAGUCACAGUUCGUCAGAGCUAUGGCGAAUUCUUGGAUGACGUUGCCCUGUUGGAAUUGGAAAAAGAACUUGUGUUCACUAAGAAUAUUCAAAAAAUUGAUUUAUACGAUACUGAAGUACCCAAAGGUGCAGAAAUUGUUAUUUCUGGCUGGGGACGUCUAACAACUGGCGGAGAAACACCACUUCGGUUACAAUACAAUACUUUAACUAAAAUAGAUUCAUCAGAUUGCGAUGAAGCCAUCGGCUUUGGAAAGGAACAAAUUAUUUGUCUGGCCCAUAAAAAGAAUAAUGGAGCUUGUAAUGGAGAUUCGGGAGGUCCAGCUAUGUACGAAGGCAAAUUGGUAGGAGUUGCUGGAUUUGUUGUUGACGGAUGUGGAAGUACAUACCCUGAUGGAUAUGCCAAAGUAAGCUAUCACCGUGAUUGGAUAUUGGAACACAUAAAUUAAGUAAAAUUCCAAUUUUAUAACCGCAUUUUAAAGUGAUUUAAUUAUUAAAAAAUAAUUAUGUACAAAGGCUA
Messenger RNA from Eupeodes corollae, 842 nucleotides. RefSeq names its product serine protease SP24D-like. The transcript is spliced from 2 exons. The record is from RefSeq and is a predicted model, not a curated record. Bases 16 to 771 code for a protein of 251 amino acids. Gene Ontology annotation, biological process: proteolysis. Lineage: Eukaryota; Metazoa; Arthropoda; Insecta; Diptera; Syrphidae. Gene Ontology annotation, molecular function: serine-type endopeptidase activity.